UCUAUAAAUGUCUCUCUUCUCUAGUUAAGAUUAGAGAUUUAGAGUACGCGUAAGAGAAAGAAAAACAAAGUGGUGGAAAAAUGGCGACGGAAACAGACUUCAAGUUGUCCACUAUUCUCUUGUUUUUGUUCUUGUUGUUUGCUUAUGCCUCUGCUUCAGAAACAGAUCAAAUGAUUCAAAUCAUCCACCCUCGUCUCUCUACUGCUCGUACUCUACUGCAAGCUCAAAAAGAUUGCACAGUCAAUUUUGAGAACUUGAACUAUACAAUCAUAACCAGCAGAUGCGAAGGCCCCAAUUAUCCCCCCAACUUAUGCUGUGAAGCUUUCAAGGAUUUUGCAUGCCCCUACGCCGAUGAACUCAACGACGAAACCAACAAUUGUGCUCGAACCAUGUUUAGUUACAUUAAACUCCAUGGCCAAUAUCCGCCUGGUCUCUUUGCCAAUGAAUGCUGUAACAGCAACCGCUGUAUUGAGUGCACCGAUUCUCAGUCCUCCCCUCAUCACGACGCUCCCACGCCCUCAGCUGCUGUUCGCCAUAGCCUUCACUGGUUCUUAAUUUCCAUCUUCCUUCUGUUUCUUCUGUGUGGCUUAUUCUCCUUUUGAUUCUUUCUCAAAUUAUUUCCAAACUUCAUUCUUGUAUUCAGAUUCUGUAAAGCUAUGCAAAUCUGUGUAGUCAUCUGUCUGUGUUCAUGUACACAUGUAAGUGGCUUUAUACAUUCUGACAACUUCAUUUAUGUUCCAUAAUUUACUUUUCCAGUUUGCCUUCUU
This is a messenger RNA of Spinacia oleracea (spinach), 767 nucleotides long. Its product is annotated as GPI-anchored protein LLG2. The coding region runs from base 81 to 602 and encodes 173 amino acids. The transcript has 3 exons. NCBI's taxonomy places the organism in Eukaryota, Viridiplantae, Streptophyta, Magnoliopsida, Caryophyllales, Amaranthaceae. The record is from RefSeq and is a predicted model, not a curated record.